CAUCUCUACUGUAUCGGACCGGACGGCUCCGUGUCCGCAAUUUUUACGUUUAUUUUAAACAAAAGAAAACAGAUCUAAACAAAGGAAAUAAUUGUGAAAAUUUAGCAAAAACAUAACAAAAUUAAAAGCGUAUUUCCAAAAUAUACACAGAACACCUUGCUAACAUGCACUGUCCCUUAAAAAUUUUGACCGCGUCAUGUGUCAUCGUGACGCUCUUCGCUGCACAAAACGCUGCUGGUGACCGUUCUUCGACGGCAACGAAAAGAGUGUCGCAGGCAAAUGGCAACUUAAUCGAGUUGGACGAGGACAAUUGGCAUUUAAUGUUAAAUGGCGAAUGGAUGAUUGAAUUCUUUGCUCCCUGGUGCCCUGCCUGCAAAAAUUUGGCGCCAGUUUGGGAACGAUAUGCGAGCACAGCUAAGGAUGUUAAUGUCAAUGUGGCCAAGAUUGAUGUAACCACAUCGCCAUCGCUUAGUGGACGCUUCUUUGUCACCGCCUUACCCACUAUUUAUCACGUGAAGGAUGGAGAAUUCCGACAAUAUCGUGGCGCACGCGAUGCCGAUGCUUUGUUAUACUUCUUGAAAAAGAAGUCGUGGCAGAGUAUUGAGCCGCUGUCCUCAUGGAAAAAGCCCGACACCAUUCAUAUGUCCCUUCUAUCCUAUUUCUUUAAGCUGUCGCACACAUUGAAGCGCACACAAAAACUCUUUAAGGAUUUCAACGCUCGCCUGCAAGAGGAAUAUGGAUUGCCCACCUGGGGCUCCUAUGCAUUGUUUGCCAUCGCCACAAUAUUUGUGGGAGCUGCCCUGGGGUUGAUGCUUGUGUGCAUUGUGGACUUUGUUUACCCUCCAAAGAAAGCACAGCGUCAGAGCUUCUCCGAGUCGCAGGAGCAUCUAGCAGAAGGGGUAGAGGACCUAGCUACCGAGGAAAUCGAAGAUGAUGAGGAAGCUGUCGAACAUGAGGGACGCCACAGCGAUGAUGAUGAUGAUGAGGAGGAGGAGGAAGAAGAUGCCGAAGUAGAGGCGGAACAGAAGCAAAAUAAUGGUGACACUACAAAUAAAAAUAAGUCUGAAAACAAGGUAGAGAAAACAGCAGCAACAGACAAAUCGGCCGGCGAUGAGGCGUCUGAGAGCACAGAUAAACCCAAUACAGAACAGGUGCGCAAGCGUAAGCCCCGCAAGGCGGAUUAGAGUAUGCUCGAGGUAUGCUGAGCGACGCGUAGGGUGGCAACAAAAAGACUAACAUAACAUUACAAAAGAAACAAUCGAAACAUUUAGCAUUGUAACAA
This is a messenger RNA of Drosophila arizonae, 1282 nucleotides long. RefSeq names its product thioredoxin-related transmembrane protein 1. Gene Ontology annotation, molecular function: disulfide oxidoreductase activity. NCBI's taxonomy places the organism in Eukaryota, Metazoa, Arthropoda, Insecta, Diptera, Drosophilidae. Gene Ontology annotation, cellular component: endomembrane system. The record is from RefSeq and is a predicted model, not a curated record.